Messenger RNA from Alligator sinensis (Chinese alligator), 5374 nucleotides. It is a transcript of the gene PRG4, whose product is annotated as proteoglycan 4. Gene Ontology annotation, biological process: immune response. The coding region runs from base 38 to 5191 and encodes 1717 amino acids. Gene Ontology annotation, molecular function: polysaccharide binding; scavenger receptor activity. NCBI's taxonomy places the organism in Eukaryota, Metazoa, Chordata, Crocodylia, Alligatoridae. The record is from RefSeq and is a predicted model, not a curated record. The transcript is spliced from 12 exons.
CAUCACUGAAAGUGAGACAUAUCCUUUGUUGGGAAGGAUGCAUUACCUGAGAAUAACCAUGGUGUGGAAUAUACUCUACAUAUCUCUGACAUUAUUUUCUGUGUCCUUGAUCCAGCAAGUUUCAUCUCAAGAACUCUCCUGUAGAGGACGUUGCUUUGAAGCUUUUGUCAGAGGAAGAGAGUGCGACUGUGAUGCAGACUGUGAAAAAUAUGGCAAGUGCUGCUCAGACUAUAAUAAGCAUUGCAAAGAAGUCCAUACUGUGAAAUCAUCGCACUCUUCCGCAACCACUCCUUUGGUCAACAAGUCAACAACGAAGCGUUCUCCUAAAAAUGGAAAGAAGAGGACGCCAAAGAAAGUAGUAGAAUCCCAUGAAGUCAUGGAAGAACAUUCACAGUCUGAGAAACAGAAUUCUUCUUCCUCAUCGUCUUCCUCCUCCUCCUCCUCAACAAUUCGGAAGACUAAGGCUUCAUCAAGAAAUUCCAGUGAAAACAUCCCCAAAAAGAAAAAUAAUAAAAAAAAUGAUAGAGAAGUAAAGGAUACCAGAAAUGAGCAAGAACUGGAAAAAAGUCAAACUGAUGGGCCAAGAGAAAUUUAUGAGGAGGUUGGCAGUGGACUGGACAAUGUGGAGAUCAGGCCUUCUCCCAUUACAAAGGAACCUGAUGAAGAUAUUUCAAGACUAGAAAAUAAAGGUACAACAGUGGCAACUUUGUCAGAAGAUCGUACUAGCCAGACCCCUACCUCUCAGUCAGAUAAAACUAGCACACACCUCAAAAUGGCUACUACAAAACCAUUAACUACAAAAACGAAUCUACCACCUAGUACACCAAGUAUGGCUAAGGUCUCAACAUUACCCACUACAAUUAAAGACACCAGAACUACAGCUUUGAAAGUGACAACUACUGCAGAUAAAGGAACAACUGUAGGUAAACAAGACACAACUACUGCAGAUACAAAACCAACAACAAUAGCUAAGACAAGCACUACAACAGCAGCUAACAAAGCAACAACAGCUACAGUUAACGAGCUAACAACUCCUGCUAUAGUAGUAGCAACAGAUAAGAAGGCUACCACAACAGCAGGUAGAGAAGAAACAACAGCGAUAAGAGUCACAACUACUGCUCCUAGAGUGGCAACAGUAGCUGCUAAGGACACAACUACAGCAGGUGGAAAGGCAACAACAACGGCUAAAAGAGAGACCACAGCAGAUAAAAAAGAUAUGACUCCUGUAGCUAUAAAAGAUACAACUACAGCAGUUGUAAAGACAACAACAACAAAAAAAGACACAACAGCUGUAGGUAGAGAACCUGUGUCAACAAUUAAAAUUGAAACACUACCACCUAAAAUAGCUACACCUACUGUGGGAAAGGGGGAUGUAACUACAGGAAAGAAACAAACAACACCUACAAGUAGCAUGACAGUAGCUACAACAGAUAAAAAAGAUACAACCAGUGCAGAGGGAGACACUGUAACAAGAGCCACUAAAACUGAUGCAACUAGAAUGGGUAAAGUGACUGUCACUGCCACAGAUGAAAAAGACACAACAGAAGCAGCAACCGCUAAAAAAGAAACAACUCCGAUUGAUAAAGAAAUUAUGACAACAACAAAUGAAAAAUAUAAAACCACAGUUAAACCAGACAUAGCCCCUGAAACUGAAGAAACUGUAACAACAGCUAAAAAAGAUAUAACUACUGUGGACAAAGAGACUGUAAUGUCGCCUGAUGAAAGAGACGUGAUUACAGCUAAACCAGUCUCAACUCCUGUAGCCAGAGAGAGUGUAAAAACCACAACUAAAUUAGUCACAACUCCUGCAGCUGAGGAAACAGUAACAACAAUUAAGAAAGACACAACUACAGUGGGCAAAGAGACUGUAACGUCCCCUGAUGAAAGAGAUGUGAUUACAGCUAAACCAGUCACAACUCCUGCAGCCAGACAGACUGUAAAAACCACAACUAAAUUAGUCACAACUCCUGCAGCUGAGGAAACUAUAACAACAGCUAAGACAGACACAACUACAGUGGGCAAAGAGACUAUAAUGACAACAAAUGAAAAAGACAUCACUACAACUACACCAGUCACACCUCCUGCAACCAGAGAGACUGUGAAAACCUCAAUUAAACCAGUCACAACUGCUGUGGACAAAGGGACUGUAACAAAAACAGAUGAAAAAGAUCCUACAACAUUAUCAGCUACAAAAGACACAACCACUGUAGUUAAAGAUGCACCAAAGAUAGCAGAUGAGAAAGUUACAGUAGUUGCGCCUAAAAAGAUCAGCAUGAUAACAACAGAUAAACCGGACAGACCUCCUGCAGUUGUGUUAUCAACAGUCACAAUUCGUGCAGCAGGAGAGACUGUAACACCACGACCUGCUAAGACAGACACAACAACGAAAGCUAAAGAUAUUCUAACAACAACUAAAAAAGAAACAACAACUGCAAACAAAGAGAUUGUAACAAUUAAAGAUGAAAAAGACACACUGCCAGUAACAACAGAUAAAAAAGACACAACUAGUGGAGCUAGAAAGAGUAUAAUGACAACAGCGAAAGAUACUCUAAGUACCACUAAACAGAUGCCUAGUGCUGCUAAAGAAACAACAACUGUGGCUAUAAAAUUAACUGCUGAAGGUAAAGAGACUACCACUAUUGCUGAAGAAACAACAACUGAGAGCAAAAGAGAGUCUACCACAGUGUCCAAAGAGACAACUACAGGAGAUAAAAAGGACACUACUACUGCAGCCAGAGAGACAAGUGUGGCUGAUACAAGAGAGACAACUACAGCAGGUACAAGAGAAACACCUUCUACUGAUAAAGAGGGGAGUACAGAUGGUAAAAAAGAGAUCACCACUGUUACCAAAGUUAAAAUUGCAGUGAAAAAAAAAGAAAAAGAAGCUGCCACAAGAGAGUCUUCAUCAACUGAAAAAAGACAGACAACUACUGUUAUCAAAGAAACAACCCCAAUAGAUAAAAAAGAAACACCACCUAAUAACAGAGAGGCAAUUACAGAAAAUAAUGACAGAACCACCAGUACCACCCCUGAAGAGACACCCACCACAGAUAAAGUCUCCCAGGGAAGUUCAGCCUCACCCAUACAAGAUGAACCCACUGUCACUCAAAUCCCACUGGUAAGAGCCACCGCCAAAACCACCAUUGACCAAAGAACUAACAAGCCUAUGAUACAAAUUACAGAUUCCCCUAUUUUCCCGGGAGAGACACCAGGUAGUCAUUUUCCUUCAAGAGAAAAAGCAAAGACAGUACCAGAUGCUCCAGUGGAAAGCACAACAGGAGUUGAAUUGAUCGAAGAAUACAAAAGGCCUCUCCCUACACAACAAGAUAGAAACAAAGUUACUUCCCCAAGGAGAAAUACUAUUUCUCCACUGGUUGAACAAGAAGGUAGAACCAUGGCCAAAACACCUUUCCUAACUACUGAAAAAUCCAGCCCAUAUAUAGUUACCGAAAAAAGAAACAUCUCAAACCCUAAGAAAGGACCCAGCUCAUCUCCCCUUUCUGUGAUGCCACAUCUAGAAGCUACUGUUACUGUGCCUACAAACUUUUCUACGACGCGGCUCAAAGAACCAUCCAAUACAAAAGUUCAGUCUAAAACCACUGAGGAAACUUUUACUAAAGGAAUGGUAGCAACUCCUGUUUCUAAAGAGACCACGCAAAACUCUGCACAUACGCACAGUAGACAUCCUACCACCAAGAAAAACACACCACCACCUACAACUGAAAAUCUGCAGAAACCAACACGUCCAAUUAUUCUUGAACAGGAGGAACCUAAAGGUAAUACGUUUGAUCCAACGCCUGUUCCAGACAGAACUUUACCUCACAGAAACACAGGCAGCCCAAAAGAAACCCCUGAUCCUUUUGAGGGACCCACACAAAAUCCUCACUCUCCAAAAGAAGAUGAUUUCAAGGAGAACCCAGAAACAUUAUUCACAACUUCUUUUCCACCUAAUCCUAAAGGCAGUGAUGCAAGUAAACAGUUGGAAAGCAGUACCCCCAAAUCAGAGAUGACAAGAACCACAACCUCUAAUCCUGCUCUCUCUCGAAAGCAAGAAACAACACACAGCGUUACAGCUAAUCCCCAAACUGAUCUUGUUUCAGAUAGAGAAACUACCAAGAAAAGCCCAACAGAUAACACAAGCACUUCAGUAAAAUAUACUGUAACAACUUUAACCUAUACAACUGAUAGGACUGCACAUCAUAUCCCUACAUUGCCUAGCAGAUUCAUAAGGAAUGAAGAAAGAGAAGUUAAACAUUUCCCCACCGAAACACCAUUUACAUCUUACUCAACAAAAGCUCCUGAAAGAAGUACUAUGAAACAUGCAAACUUUAAUCUCUCCAACCCAAAGGAUGACAAAAACAAGCCACUGGUUAAAAAAGAUGAUUCAGAUGGGAAGAAUUUGUGUAACAAAAAGCCAGCAGAUGGGAUGGUUGCUUUACAAAAUGGAACAUUAGCUGUAUUCCGAGGUCACUACUACUGGCUGCUGAAUCCCGAUAGCCCGCCAACAGUUUCCCCUCGUAAAAUCAGUGAAGUGUGGGGUAUUCCAUCCCCCAUUGAUACAGUCUUCUCCAGAUGCAACUGCGACAGCAAAACUUUCUUCUUAAAGGGUUCACAAUACUGGCGCUUCACCAAUGAUGUAAUGGAUAAAGGGUAUCCCAAGCAAAUUGCAAAAGGAUUUGCAGGACUAAAUGGAAAAAUAAUUGCAGCUCUCCCAGUAGCAAGGUAUAACAACAGGCCAGAGUCUGUAUAUUUUAUCAAAAAAGGUGGCAACAUGCAGCAUUACAUCUACAGACAAGAACCAGCCAAGAAGUGCAAAAAAAAAACACGUGUUACUAUAAGGUACCCAGCUUACACACCAAGACUUGUGAUAAGGAGACGUUUUGAACGUGCAAUAAGAACACAGACUGUUUACCAAACUAUCAAAAUCCAAAAAUAUUCAACAGGAAUAUUACAUGAUGAGGUCAAACUUCCUACUUAUUGGAGAGGAUUUCCGAAAACAGUUUACACAGCUCUAUCAAUCCAGAAUUACCAGAAGCCAGAUGGCUAUGACUACUAUGUCUUCUCUAAAGAUCAAUACUACAACGUGAAUGUGGGCAGCAGAAUAGUAAGAUCAGUUACUGCUAUAACAGGGCAGACAGUAUCUAAGGAUUGGUACAAGUGUCCUAACAGUGAUUUGGAACACAGGAUUUGAAAGAAGGAAGCCUUUCUUAUUUUUGACAGUUUGUCUAAUUUUAUUAAUAAAAGACACUGAAAUGUGGGCACACAAAUCUAAAUACAAAAUGCAGCUUUAAGCUCUGCCAUCAUUACACUAAGGAAGUCUGCAUACAUGGCUCCAAUUACUUCACAGAACGUUUAACUGAUAUUGCCUCUGUUA